AUGAAACGUGUCCUCUGUCAGUCCGGCGUCCUCUUCGACGUGGACGGCGUCCUGCUCCGCGGCGCCUCGCUGAUUCCCGCCGCGCGCCGAGCUUUCCGGAAGCUUCUGGACCCAAACAACAACUUCCUGUUUCCUGUCGUGUUCGUUACCAACGCAGGAAGCUGUCAGAGACACCACAAGGCCCAGCAGCUGUCUCACCUUCUGGACGUCCAGAUCUGUCCGGAGCAGCUGGUUCUUUCCCACAGUCCUUUGCAGCUGAUGAAGAGUUUCCAUGAGAAGGUGGUGCUGGUGUCGGGACAGGGGCCGCUGACCGACAUCGCCCACUCUUUGGGUUUUCAGAAGGUCGUUAACGUGGAGCAGCUGAAAGAACAGCACCCCCUGCUGGACAUGGUGGAGCACGGCCCCCGACCCCCCCCCACGUCGUCUCCUCUGCCGACGUUUCCCCAAAUAGAAGCGAUCAUCCUGUUCGGAGAGCCAAUCAGAUGGGAGACCAACCUGCAGCUGCUGAUUGACGUGCUGCUGACCAAUGGGAGUCCGGCUGGCGUGCACACUCAGGCCGCGGCGCAGCUGCCUGUCCUCGCCUGCAACCUCGACCUCAUGUGGAUGGCGGAGGCGCCGUCUCCACGGUAACAAC
This is a messenger RNA of Etheostoma cragini (Arkansas darter), 634 nucleotides long. Its product is annotated as haloacid dehalogenase-like hydrolase domain-containing 5. The record is from RefSeq and is a predicted model, not a curated record. The transcript has 5 exons. NCBI's taxonomy places the organism in Eukaryota, Metazoa, Chordata, Actinopteri, Perciformes, Percidae. Gene Ontology annotation, cellular component: mitochondrion. Bases 1 to 630 code for a protein of 209 amino acids. Gene Ontology annotation, biological process: glycerophospholipid biosynthetic process.